This is a messenger RNA of Zootermopsis nevadensis, 1251 nucleotides long. Lineage: Eukaryota; Metazoa; Arthropoda; Insecta; Blattodea; Termopsidae. The record is from RefSeq and is a predicted model, not a curated record.
GAUGUUAAAACCAUGACAGCUCAUCUUAGAUUUCUAGUGCCUCAUAAACAACGCUGCGUAGGCGCAUUAAGAAAGAUGAUUUCUUCUGAAGCAUAUACCAUGCCACAAGUCGGACAAAAAGUGUUUCGAUUCUGCGGGAUGAAAGAGCCAAGUGUUCAGUUGACCUCGGAGUCUACGACUGACGAUCAACAGUGUAUAUGAACAAGGCUACAGAGAUUCUUAAAACCACGCAAUAAUCACAAGCAUUCAUGAGUGGAUAUAUGUAAAAUGAAAGGCUGUGUACAUUUGUGUUCACUUUAUUAUCUCGAAAACAAUUCGUAUGUUUCAUAUUACGACAGUAAGUAGUUAGUACAAAUUGGGAGGGAAAGAAGGGUUUUUGUAGUCUUUUGUUGACACAGACAUCCAGAUUAUAUAUUUUUUAAUAAAGUGCACACACACACAUUCUCAAGAAUAAGGACUUCGAUAUCUGUGACUGUAAUAAACACAAAUUGCGACCGAAGUGAAUCUGGAAUGUGAUUUGGAAAAGAAAAGCUAAUUCGCUUAUUGCAACUCGAAGAAUUCAACAACUGUUAGGGAUUAUCGAUGGGCAGCGCUAGUGGUGUAUUUGUGUUCCGGACACUAAGAGCGACGGGGACGCUUUUGGUGUUGACGUCCCUCGUGCGAUGCUCAGUGCAGAAUGACGAAGACGGCUAUGUCCUGGAUUCUAUGGAUCACUCCGAACCAGUAUCAGGAACAGAGCUCUUGCAGUGUCCAUCAGAUAACAUAAUUACUACACGUUACAAAUGCAAAAGAGAGGAUGAAAAGUGGAUCGACUGCCUACGUCGUCAGUGCUGCCCGGAUUAUGUAUAUGUCGCUGGCAGGUGUCUUCACCAGUCUGUGGACCCCUGUUCUCUUCAGCUAUGUGAACAACGAUGUUCUGUUUACCCACAGAAAAUUGUCUGCACCUGUUUCCCAGGCUACCGGUUCAAUUCAGAGAAACAGAAGCAGGGCAUAAAACCAGCGUGCGAGGACGUCGAUGAAUGUGAGGAGGAGAACUUGGACUGUGAGCACGCGUGCAUUAACACUGCGGGCAGUUACCGCUCUCUGCGACCUGACAAUCACACGUGUGAAUCUGAUCGACGUGUCGAAGCAGAAGACGAAAAACUCAAUCAAGCUGCUAGUAGGGGGCGCUGCUUUGCGAGCUGUGACACGGUGGCACGACUUCACGACAAACUCAACAAUUUGCAAGAGAAGGUCUUAGCACUGACUACU